AAAAUGCCGACCCCCACUGCUACCAUCUAUCUCAACUUUGCCUGCGGCACAUGCCGCAAAGCCCACGACCUCCUCACUGCCUUCAACGCCGAUGCCGCACCACACGACAAAGUCGACGUCACGAUCGUCGAAUAUGUCAAGACCAAGCUCGAUGUGGCCACGAUCAAGUCUCUCCUGGCACUGCUGUUCCCAGACGACCCAUCGCCAAGCCCAUUGCUCAUGAUGCGCACGACAUCGGAAGAGUUCCGUGCGUUGAAGUUGGACGCAUUGGAUCCCGUCGACGAUCGAGAAGCACUGAUCAAAGCCAUGUCCGCAGAUCCCCUCUUGAUUGCGCGACCAAUCUUCGUCAAGGACGGCCGAGCCAUCAUCGCCCGUCCGCACGACCGGCUGUACGAAUUGCUCAAGACCGACUACAUUGCCGACCAACCCCACCCUGUCGAUGACUACUGCUAAAGGCAAUACGAUUCUCUCCUUCAAUCAAGUUGGGCAUUUCCGGUUACAUUUUCGGUUUCACAGCGUAUACUGGUGGAAAACGUCAAAUAUUGAGCGACGUAUUUAUCAUUGUUGCAAUAAGUAGUAGUAACUACGGUGUUUAGCGCUA
Molecule: messenger RNA, 601 nt
Organism: Aphanomyces astaci
Lineage: Eukaryota; Oomycota; Saprolegniomycetes; Saprolegniales; Verrucalvaceae
Exons: 1
Coding region: 4-453 (149 amino acids)
Source: RefSeq, a predicted model, not a curated record